Molecule: messenger RNA, 1452 nt
Organism: Daucus carota subsp. sativus
Lineage: Eukaryota; Viridiplantae; Streptophyta; Magnoliopsida; Apiales; Apiaceae
Product: ribulose-phosphate 3-epimerase, chloroplastic
Exons: 10
Coding region: 253-1092 (279 amino acids)
Biological process (GO): pentose-phosphate shunt; carbohydrate metabolic process; pentose-phosphate shunt, non-oxidative branch
Cellular component (GO): cytosol
Molecular function (GO): metal ion binding; D-ribulose-phosphate 3-epimerase activity
Source: RefSeq, a predicted model, not a curated record
CUCGCUCCUUUCUAACGCUUUGAUAUUUUGUUUGGCACCAUCACCACGCGCCUGUCCACGAGCCAUUUCAUCAGCAGCACACACACCUAGGCCAACCGUUCCAGAUAAGCCCAAUCACCUCUUACUCACUGACACGUGUCAUCCUCCCUCUUUUCUUCUUAAUUUCUUCUACUCUUCUUCUUUCUUUCCCACCCAAUUCGAGUUGACAUAUAUAUCAUUGUAAAGUUUGGAACUUUUUUACAGUGAUCAAGAAUGGCUACUGCUUCUAUUGCUUCCUCCACUCUGGCCCAAUCACAAGUCAAUGCUUUUACUCCAGGCCUCAAGCUUCAAAAGCCCAAUUCAAUCACCUUUACAAGGAGAAAGUCUUUGACUGUGGUGAAAGCGAGUUCACGGGUUGAUAAAUUUUCUAAGAGUGACAUCAUUGUAUCUCCAUCUAUUUUAUCAGCAAAUUUUGCAAAGUUGGGAGAGCAGGUAAAAGCAGUGGACGAGGCAGGUUGUGACUGGAUACAUGUUGAUGUCAUGGAUGGUCGCUUUGUACCAAAUAUAACUAUUGGGCCUCUUGUUGUCGAUGCUUUGCGCCCUGUGACAGAUCUACCGCUUGAUGUCCAUCUGAUGAUUGUCGAACCUGAGCAGCGAGUGCCUGAUUUUAUCAAGGCUGGAGCCGACAUAGUCAGUGUUCAUUGUGAACAAACUGCCACAAUUCAUUUGCAUCGUACAAUCAAUGAAAUAAAAAACUUGGGAGCAAAAGCAGGUGUUGUCUUGAACCCUGGUACCCCAUUGGGCCAGAUUGAGUAUAUUCUUGAUGUUGUCGACCUUGUCUUGAUUAUGUCGGUUAACCCUGGAUUUGGUGGGCAAAGUUUUAUCGAAAGUCAAGUUAAGAAGAUUGCUGCAUUGAGAAAAAUGUGUGUGGAGAAGGGAGUGAACCCAUGGAUUGAGGUAGAUGGUGGAGUUGGUCCUAAAAAUGCCUAUAAGGUCAUUGAGGCUGGAGCUAAUGCUUUGGUUGCUGGUUCUGCUGUCUUUGGAGCUAAAGAUUAUGCUGAAGCUAUUAAAGGCAUUAAAACCAGCACAAGGCCUGUAGCAGUUGCUGUAUAAAGUUUUGAAGUCCGUCAUAUUGAAGUUAAAAUCUUCCAGCACUCUUCUUGCCCACAUAACAAGACGGAUCAUACUGUAGCCUCGGAUCAUUGCAAGCCUGGCUAAUGUUGUCAGAUACUAUUAUUUGUUGAUUAUUAACAUGUUAAUAGAUAUACGGAUAACAACCAUAUGCUCCAAUUUUUUUAGCAAGAAGAGUGGUGAAUAACAUACUCCCAUAGUAGUUGUAAGAAUCAAAGUUGUUAGUACACCUGUAUGGCUGUACCCCAUUGCGCUUAUGAAUGUUAGAGUUUGUAUGCAUAUGCAGUAACAUCAGAUGUUUUCAUGCAUAUACUGAAAAAUCAGUGGUUUUUUGUCGCUCAA